AUGGAGGUCUUAACAGACAUCACAGCCACCAUAAAUGAAGCGGACUAUGACGACCCUGUCAAAUUAAGGAGAAUUCUUCAGUAUUACAAUUCAGAGAAACAAGGUUCCCACUACAUUGUGAAAUGCUCCUACCAGCAGCUAGAGAAGCUUUCAGUUAAACUGUCCAUUCACUUUGGUCCCAGCUCCAAUCAGCCAUUCCAGUACAAACCUGUGUGCCCCACCUGUGGGCAGAUAUAUGGCACUUUGACAGGAAACCAACCUGAGGGAGGUUCAAUGACGGUUACCACCAACUCAUCCUCUUUACCUGGCUAUGAAGGUUAUGGAACUAUAGUGAUCCAGUAUGACAUUAGCAGUGGAAUUCAGAAGGACGAGCACCCUAACCCUGGUCUGCCAUACACAAGACUGUCUCGUACGGCCUACCUCCCUGACUCCACUGAGGGCAAACAGAUCCUGGACCUGUUAAAAAGAGCCUUUGAUCAGAGACUCAUAUUUACCGUGGGUCGCUCUUCCACAAGUGGCAGAAACAAUACAGUCACAUGGAAUGAUAUCCACCACAAGACCUCGAUAUAUGGAGGACCAACAUGUUAUGGUUACCCAGAUCCUGAGUACAUGGAUCGAGUGCGUGAUGAACUCAAAGCCAAGGGAAUUGAAUGACUCACGUUACGGUAUCAUGAUCUGUCAUUAACGGAAGACCAAAGACACACUGUAUAGUUAAAUUUGGGUUGCCAUUAAGAAAUGUAAUAAUACAUAUUAUAAGAGAUUGAGACAGCGUUAUAAACAUUUAUAACUACUUCAUUUUUAUCUUGUUAUAAAAGUACUGCUGAAAAAAGUUGACAUUUGCACAUUUUCAUAAUAAAUAGAACUUUCUGCAGCUCACUAGAAAUUAAAACAUUAAAACUAGGACAGUCUUUGUAAUUAAUUAAUCCAAAAAAUAUUACAAAAACGUGGGGGGUUUUUUCAUAGUAACAUUGAUUAAU
This is a messenger RNA of Cynoglossus semilaevis (tongue sole), 977 nucleotides long. Its product is annotated as E3 ubiquitin-protein ligase DTX3L-like. NCBI's taxonomy places the organism in Eukaryota, Metazoa, Chordata, Actinopteri, Pleuronectiformes, Cynoglossidae. Gene Ontology annotation, biological process: Notch signaling pathway; protein ubiquitination. The transcript has 5 exons. The record is from RefSeq and is a predicted model, not a curated record. Bases 1 to 654 code for a protein of 217 amino acids.